Molecule: messenger RNA, 975 nt
Organism: Galendromus occidentalis (western predatory mite)
Lineage: Eukaryota; Metazoa; Arthropoda; Arachnida; Mesostigmata; Phytoseiidae
Product: collectin-11
Exons: 8
Coding region: 1-975 (324 amino acids)
Source: RefSeq, a predicted model, not a curated record
AUGUUGGAAGGCCUGGCGUCGUCUCGAGGGAUCCUCCAGCCGGCCUUAUAUGCUGUCAACGACUUCCGUAAGAAGAAACGACUCACACAAAUCCCAGUUAACAAGGUCAUCAAAGGUCUUUCCGGACUGCGCCCAUACGUCUGUCUCGAGCAUUGCAUCAGGAUGAAGUCAAAGUGCGCCGCCUUCAACCUGGAUAGCGUCAAUGGAGUCUGUGAACUCCUGAGCGCCCAUGUGUGCAAUCAUUCCGGGAUCGAACUUGACCACAGUGAUACCUUCAGCUACUACGACAUAUACGAAGACUCAGCUGUCGAGCGCGGCGGAAUUAUGUACAGCACCCCCUACUGCACAAUGAAAGGUUUCUGCAACCCUGAGUGUGAACCCUGGGCGUACAUGCCGCGUCUGAAUGAGAUUUGCGCGGAGGACUAUGAGUGUCAGAUGAGAAUCGGUCCUCACUCCGUUUGUCGGAAGCCUCCGGACCUCUGUAAAUGUGAAACAGGCUACUACAUCGCUGAGAAGGCAGGAUCCGAGGAGAAGCAGUGCUUGAAAAUGGAUGUGGAAGGAUUCGACAUCUUCCCCAACUUGAAGUCGGAAAGCAAGAAGGGUCUCUAUUUCAAGCUUGUAAUGAUCGAUCUGGACUUCGAGCAGGCAUCCAACCACUGUGUCUCGGUGGAAGGUGGCUAUCUGGCAUUCGCGGAAGAUGGAGAAACAAAUCGGUUCCUCAGAGAAUACAUGCGGAAGAACAAGGUUCGAGCAGCCUGGUUGGGUCUCUCCGAUCAAGUUCAGGAGGGCAACUGGAUUUGGAGUUCCACCGGCCAAAAGCUGAAAACCGCGCAAUUUUGGAAAAGUGGAGCCCCAGAUAAUUUCAACGACAUCGAGCAUUGUGCCAUGAUCACGAAUGAAAUCGAUUUCGGCUGGGAUGACGUGCCGUGCGAGAAAACGGGGAAAUUCUUCUGUCAACGAGAUGAAACCAAUUGA